CUUGCAUGCCAGUUGCGUGUCCUGGGCCUCCUGUACGUCGCAGUGACUUUUUUCUGUAUCCGUGAACAGUCCUCACAACAUCAAGGAGCAGCACAUGCACACCUGGAGAGUGAGCAUUGACUGCCUCCCUAGCUGGUGUGCAGUAGAGCUGGGCGGUGCUCGUCUCACUUCACCUUCACCUUGUGCUCUGGGCGGAAAGGAGCAUCGUCAGAUGGGCCUGCAGCUCCCGUCACUGCUCUCCUGGCGGGUCUGCCCCGGGGCGGGGAGAGCGCUGGGAUUCUGCUUUCCCUUCAGCCAGCCCAGCUCCUGGGCACCUCUCACUCCCAGUGUGACCACUGCACGACUCUGGGGGUGAUUCUGGUGUUUAUAAGUGAGGACUUUUCUUACAAAUUGGCUCCUUAACCCACUCCAGCUCCGCCAUCUGGUGCUGGGCUGAAGAAACAGUGACCCUUCCUAACACUGGUGCAAACACCUGUCUGUGUGGCCAAUAGAGCUGCAGCGGGUAUGCAAAUGGAGUAUGCAAAUAGGGCCAUGUGCCAGCAGAGAUUCUCGUGAAUAAUUCUGACCCUGUUUACUUGUCACGUGACACACGGACUGUGGAAUCCAGCCCCAUGUGAGGCGCGGCUCCUCUCUGCCGAUUCCUGUACCCUGGGAAGAACGGGCGACUCGGAGACUUCUUCGGGGACCCUGGCAACCCCGCUUCUGAAUAUAACCCCUCGGGGAGCAAAGACGGGAAGUACGAGCUGUUGACAGCAGCAAAUGAAGUCAUUGUGGAGGAGAUCAAGGAUCUGAUGACCAAGAGUGACAUAAAGGGGCAGCACACAGAACCUCUGCUGGCGGGGUCCCUCGCCAAAGCUCUGUGCUACAUCCACAGGAUGAACAAGGAGGUUAAAGACAAUCAGGAGAUGAAGUCCAGGAUACUGGUGAUCAAGGCCGCGGAAGACAGCGCCCUGCAGUACAUGAACUUCAUGAACGUCAUCUUCGCGGCGCAGAAGCAGAAUAUUUUGAUCGAUGCCUGUGUUUUAGACUCCGAUUCAGGACUCCUCCAACAGGCUUGUGACAUCACAGGGGGCCUGUACUUGAAGGUGCCGCAGAUGCCUUCCCUCCUGCAGUACCUGCUGUGGGUCUUCCUUCCUGAUCAGGACCAGAGAUCUCAGUUAACCCUCCCUCCCCCAAUUCAUGUGGACUACCGGGCCGCCUGCUUCUGCCACCGCAACCUCAUUGAGAUCGGCUACGUCUGUUCUGUGUGCUUGUCGAUAUUCUGCAACUUCAGCCCCAUCUGUACUACCUGCGAGACGGCCUUUAAGAUUUCUCUGCCUCCCGUGCUGAAGGCCAAGAAAAAGAAACUGAAAGUGUCUGCGUGAGGGCUGAGCUUUCCCACCUCCCAGAGCCGCCUGUGGGAACGCGAGCGGGGAGGGAAGUCUUUGUAAGGAGGCUCCGAGAAACACAGCGACGUGUAAGAAUUCCUACUGCGGUUCCUUACAGGAUGCAGUCCUGAAAGAUCACCCUCACCUGUCGGGGACUGCUGUACGUGGGGAGCCCUUCUCUGCAGUGUCCAUCCCUAGAAUGCUUCCAGAGGGCUCUGUCCAGACGGGGAAAAUCGCACAUUUGUGACUUUUUAAACUGUGGACGAUCACGUGUCACAUCAGCCUGUCCUGACUGGGUGUGGGCUUUAGAGCUGCUUACUGUCAGCGUUGUUAUGGGGGGAGUUGGAACAGCUUCAGGAAAGGUGAGUGAGGCCUAAUCAACAUGCACCGCCUUACAUACUUGGGUCCGCUUUCCGAUCCUUGUUGUCUGCAUGGAGCUUCAGCCUCAGGUACUUGCAGGUACUCAGUCCUUUGUGUGACUUCGCACGUUUGGACAGCGAUACCCAAAUAAUGACAGUUUGUCUCGGAAUCACUGCGGAAUGGCUUUACAUGAGUCAGGUGGGUGAUGCAGGAGUCUGGUGGCAACUUCUUCAAAAGCAGUUGUGUGAAGAGGUCAUUUGUGAACGCUGAUGUCUGGCUUGUGAGGGGUACUACAGGGUUGGGGGGGUGGAUUCUUUAUAGUGUCACCCGCAGACUGAAUCCUUUCUUUUUAACCAAGGAAAAGAAAUAAAAGUAUUAACACUGGCUAACUGAUCUCUAGAAGCUUGGGACUUAAUACUGAAAAUUUCUGUCCGUUCAAACGAAAAAAUAUUUGUAAUUUCAGCAAUAAAAAUCGUAUUUUUUCCAUGUGA
Messenger RNA from Myotis myotis, 2218 nucleotides. RefSeq names its product general transcription factor IIH subunit 3 (gene GTF2H3). The coding region runs from base 792 to 1364 and encodes 190 amino acids. The record is from RefSeq and is a predicted model, not a curated record. Gene Ontology annotation, cellular component: transcription factor TFIIH core complex; transcription factor TFIIH holo complex. The transcript is spliced from 11 exons. NCBI's taxonomy places the organism in Eukaryota, Metazoa, Chordata, Mammalia, Chiroptera, Vespertilionidae. Gene Ontology annotation, biological process: regulation of DNA-templated transcription; nucleotide-excision repair.